GAAAAAUCAUAAAUAAAUGGAGAAGUGUUGCGCCACGUGGUUUGGCCGCUAACCCUCCGCGGCCCCUAAUCAGAUCCAUCACCCAUACCCUUUACUACUUUUUAGAUUGCUCGAUGGCCGACGUAAGCGACCCCACCAUAGCCCAAGGUAUGCUUUGCCGUUCAUCGUAACCAAAUGCUCACUUCACUGGUUCCAGCGUACGAAGACGUUCGGUCAGACAAGUCGGAAACGACGUGGUUGCUACUCGACUACGAGUCCGACCGCUCCGACCGCCUAGUCCUUACGUCGAGCGGGACGGGAAACCCGCUGGAUGAGCUGAAGGAUAACCUGGACGAGUCCAAGGCGUCGUUUGCGUAUGGGCGGGUGUCGUAUGCGAAUGAUAAGGAGAGUACGAGGGAGAAGUUUAUCUUGGUGGUGUGGAUAGGGCCGCAGUGCAAGGUUAUGCGAAAGGCCAAGAUCUCGGUGCACUCUGCGGACGUGAAGAACGUGUUGAGGGUAUUUUCGAUUGAGGUUGCUGCUCGUGAGAAGGGUGACCUUGAGGAGGAGCCUAUCGUCAAGCGGUUGAGAAAGGCCGGCGGUGCGAGUUACGAUGGUGUAUAAUUCUCGCUUAUACUUGUUUGUUUGUUUAUAAUACCCAUUUAAUCUACGGCCCCAGCGUCCUCAGUCUGCGGAUACUCUCGUCACCUUCGAGGCGCAUACCAACCCAUUCUUCCAUCCGAGUUGCCCCGAGCGUGUUUUCGUAAAAUGCGAUGGACGGCGCGUUCCACUGAGAGUAUGUUAGUUGCCGUCGGGAUAGAACGGGGAUACACGCACCUUGAGCACGGACCAAUCGAUGCGACCGCAGUUCUACAGACUGUAAGCAAGGAACGUCUUGGUACAUGCAUCAUACCUUUUCUUCCGCGAUCUCUCCGA
Messenger RNA from Desarmillaria tabescens, 912 nucleotides. RefSeq lists its product as uncharacterized. The record is from RefSeq and is a predicted model, not a curated record. Gene Ontology annotation, molecular function: actin filament binding. Gene Ontology annotation, cellular component: site of polarized growth; cortical actin cytoskeleton; actin filament. Gene Ontology annotation, biological process: regulation of actin filament polymerization. Bases 175 to 600 code for a protein of 141 amino acids. Lineage: Eukaryota; Fungi; Basidiomycota; Agaricomycetes; Agaricales; Physalacriaceae. The transcript is spliced from 4 exons.